This is a messenger RNA of Micropterus salmoides (largemouth bass), 4577 nucleotides long. RefSeq names its product aminopeptidase O (putative). Gene Ontology annotation, cellular component: nucleolus. The record is from RefSeq and is a predicted model, not a curated record. Bases 1143 to 3899 code for a protein of 918 amino acids. Gene Ontology annotation, molecular function: zinc ion binding; metalloaminopeptidase activity. The transcript has 17 exons. Lineage: Eukaryota; Metazoa; Chordata; Actinopteri; Centrarchiformes; Centrarchidae.
CUCACAGCCCCUUCAGAGGGAAGCAUCCUGGAGCAGAGAGACAGCCCCAAACAGAGCAGAGGUGUCUCUGAGUGAGGAGGACAGAGACAGCAAAGAGAAUGACAGGUGUCUGUAUCACGGUCAGCUGUGUCAUGUUAUUCUCACACUGCUUUGUGGCGGACUGUUUGUACAGCAAAUACACUGACAGACAACAUUUAUAUUUAAAUAUUUUGAUUACAAUUUUGCUAGGGACAAUUCAGUAGUAGCUGUGAGCAGUGCGCUCUCUCUCUCUCUCUCUCUACAUACAGGCCUGCUGAGUAUAGGUACGGUACUUCAAACAAAAUAUAGCAAUAUUAUUGCGAGUAGCCUCCGUUCUUUGAAGGCCUGUAAUACAGCCUGGGUCAUAAAGAUUAAAAAUAUUUUUGUUGUUGCUGUUGAGUUACAUUUGAGGCUAAAACCCCGGAAAAAUGACCUGGCCAAGGCAUUGAGUGAGAUAUUAUGGCUUUUUCUGGCUUUUCCUGUUGAUGUAGAUAUGUAUCCUCUGUUUUUGUGUGUUCAUAAUUUUAUGAAUAUACUCCUGCACCUAAUAACCUCUGAGGAUUUCCUGCUGUAAAUGGUAAUUGCACCUAUGUCUUGCCAAGCCCGCUUCAUGCCCCAAGCAGACUAAAUGGAAGGAUUGUGACAGACAGAAACUCUCGUAUACAGCAGGAGAGCUUUAAAAUAGGCUACUGCAGACAGUUAGUGGUUCCUGGCGCUGGGCUAAGGUGUUUCACUCUUACUGCUAUAAUAACCUAGAUCAAAAUGGGAUCAUUAAGAAGUUUUCCUGUUUGGAAACAUUUGUGGAAUGUGUGAACAGACGAAGUUGACAUUUAAGUUUGAGUUUAAAUCAAGCAUACAGACCCUGACAGAUUUGGCUUCAGCACAGUACACUGGCAGAACAUUUAAUUCACAGGCUAAAGUAAGUACCUCAGCUCACAGGAAGAUAUAGAAUAUCAACUAGUAGUUUUGUCUGAAACUUACAUAAACACAGACCCAGUCAAUUACCCUACCAUAAAUAAAAAGUUUAUAACUCAAAAAAACAGAUAAAUAAAUAAAGCUUUAUUUUUGGUCCUGCCUCAUAGGUUUAGCCCUCCUUUGUUCAACUUUGACGCCAUUUGUGUGACAUGGAGCCAGACAGGGACCUAAACCCCGACACAGAUGACCUUCCACUCCGAGCCAAUACUAACCACAUACUUGUCAGACAUUAUGUGCUGGAUAUGACUGUUCAUUUUGACAGGAAGGUCAUCAGUGGUAGUGUUGUUCUGUUCCUGGAGCCUUGCUCUGGAGUUGGGACUAAGGCUGAAGAUGACACUGGACCUGGACCUGGGACUAUAGAGGCUGGAGGGAGUCAGGAUGGACUUGGGAAUUCUACGGAGAAGAUGUUUGGUGCUAAAGAAGGAGACCGAGCUGAAUUUAAGGCUCUGUCUGAGGUUGCGUCGCAGAAUGCAGGUGACACUGAAAAUAGUCAAUCCUCACAUUCAUGGGAAACCACCAGUGACGGUGAUUUCACGUUAGUGCUGGACUGCUGUGACCUCGAUGUGUCAAAGGUCGAAGAGGUGGAUGUCACCUCUGUGUCCAGACUCCUACCAGAGGUCGCAUCUGAGAGGUCAGGGGUCAGUUCAGUUAACCCACAAGCAGCCUUUAUUCAGAACCUUAUCUCCCUGCCCUCACGCCAAUGGAGGCAGAAGCACAAGCUGUUUUUACAGUGCAGCCGUGCCCCUGGUGCUCAGGAUGGCAGCUCACUGCAUUUUCAUAGAGACCGCUGGAGUCUGCAGGUGAGGAAGAAGGGGAUCGUAUCACCUCAGGAGUUCCCUCAUGCUCUCAGGAUCUGCUAUGAGACGAGGCCAACAGGAGGCUCUGUGAAGUGGACCAAAGACCAGGACAACAGGGUGUGUGUUUACACUGCCGGUUCUCCCAUCAACAACCGAGCCCUCUUCCCCUGCCAGGAGCCGCCUGUUGCCAUGUCAACAUGGCAGGCAACAGUACGGGCCCCCAGUGAGUGUGUGGUUUUGAUGAGUGGGGAGGAGCAGACUGUACCUAUUGAGGACGGGGACACACGUUUCUUAAUCUGGAAUUACUAUGUCACUAUGCCCAUGCCCGCCUCCACCUUCACCUUGGCAGUGGGCCACUGGCAACAAGUCACAGCAGAAAUUCCCCCAGCACUGGAAAAAGGGGUGAGGACGGAUUGCGGCAAGAGGGCCAAAGUCAGGGCUGGACCUGGGAAAUGGGCUGAGACUGAGCUUGUGUCUGGACUUGGAAGCUCUGCCAGUGACGAAGUAAAGGGCUCUCCACACCAGACUGGCAGCGGAGACCAGACCACCCGCUUAGACUCUGCAUUCUGUUACUCUUCCCUUGAGGAUGAGGGGCUUUCUGUAACUGAUUAUUCAGGCAUGGUGGAUGACGGCAUCUCUUGUUCCCAUGGCGACUACCCUUGCCGAUUUACUGAGCGGUCGGCUGGGUCCCAGCGGGUGAUUCCACACCGUGUGUUUGGCCCCGUCUGCUUGCUGCCAAAGGCCCAGACAGGAGUCCUCAACCUGUUACCUCGAUGUUUGGCUGCAGCCCACGCCGUUCUGGGGGUUCACCCCUUUCCCCGCCUGGACGUUCUCAUCGUCCCAGCAGGGUUCUCCAGUCUGGGCAUGGCCAGCCCGCAUAUCAUUUUCCUGUCCCAGAGUGUGUUGUAUGCUGGGAGUCCUGGUUCUGGCGAGAACGGCCUGUCUCUGUGUGGCUCCAGGAUGUGCCAUGAGAUCGCCCACUCCUGGUUUGGCCUGGUUAUCGGAGCCAGAGACUGGACUGAGGAAUGGAUCAGCGAGGGCUUUGCCACGUACCUGGAGGACAUUAUCUGGGCCCAAGCACAACAACUCUCCUUACAAGAGACAGCAGGACAGUCUGACCUGAAGGCACUGCUCAGGUGGAGACGACUCUCAGAUGAGUUGCAGAACUCAGAAGAGGCACUUCAGAUCCUCAGACCUAACAUGGAGAACACUGGUCAGGCCAGUGAGUCUGGCUCCUCCACAGUUAAACAUGCACUCAACCCUGACAAAGCCUUCAUGCAAGUCCACUACCUCAAGGGUUACUUCCUCCUCAGGUUCUUGGCUAGUCAAGUGGGAGAGCAAAAAUUCAUUGACUUCUUCAGAUUAUUUGUGAAGAAAUACCAUGGGCAGCUCGUUUUGUCUCAGGAUUUCCUCAGAAUGCUGCUGACAACCUUUCCCGACAUGGAGAGAAAAGGCCUCACCCUCAGUGCUAUUUAUGCUGACUGGCUCGAUCAACCGGGAAUUCCAAAGUGGCUGUAUGAAAGGAGCACCGUGUGGUCACAGGCGAGGCUGGUGGAAGAAGUCAAAGCAGAGCUCACUCAAAACCUGCCACUUUGUUGUCUCUCUCUACCUCUACCCUCUCUUCUUUUUCCCGCCUUCACCACCUCACCUCCCACACCCCCAUCCUCCCUCCUGCAGGUUUUAAAAUGGAUUCUCCUCAGUCAGAGUCAUAUGGGGAAAGGCAGAAAGCGGAAGAGAAUAGAGCCCAAGGUGAACUACACAGAGGUGACGUCAGAGCAGCUAGUGAUGCUUCUGGAGCUUCUGCUCGAGGAAGAGGAGCUGAGCGCGGCAACACUGCAUGCUCUGCAGAAAACUUACAACCUGCAGAGUCAAGACGCUGAGGUCCGACAUCGCUGGUGUGAGCUGGUGGUCAAACAUGCGUACACUCAGGCUUACGGAGACGUGGAACACUUUCUGGUUCAUGACCAAGCGAUGGGUGUGUAUCUGUACGGGGAGCUGAUGGUCCAGGAGGACCCUGAGCAGCAGACUCUGGCCAGUCGCUGCCUCUCAUUGGUCCAGGAAGAAAUGGACCAAUCAGCACGCAGAGUGGUGGAGGAGAUGGUCCUGUGACACUGGAGGUUGCUGACUACAAGCGGAGAUGACAGGAGUCUGGCAUGAGGGUCCAGCACUUACCUCCUCUUCCUCUGUACGAGAGGGGACCCUGCAGAAUCGCUCACCAGAAGGCAGUGCUCUUAUUCUACAGCCAAGGACAACUGGCAAGGUUUAGAGCGCAGCAGUACUGUUCAUUCAAGUCUGAAGAAAUGGCUUGUGUGUGUGAACCAGUAACGAUACAAACUGUUCCUAGUGGGAAAACAAUGUUGUUGACAACAUUAUUGCUGUAGUAAGAGAAGAAUUACAUCAUUUCACCUGUUUUCAGAUAGCCGGCUGAUGGGAAAAGAGAGAUUUCUGCACCUCCAUCCAUGUUGAAGAGCCCGAGCUUGUGUGCGCGCGCGCGCGUGUGUGUGUCCACGUCUGUGUGUGUGUGUGUGUGUCCACGUCUGUUUAGUCUAAAGCCAUGAUCUGCUUCUCCAGAGUUUAGACUGGAAAUAGUCUCAGGCAAAUCAUGUUUUUCUACAUAAAAAAUGACUUCACUCUGGUCUGUAACAACACUGGAAAAUGUACAACCAGGGCAUUUCUACAUGUGUAAAUUAUGGUUUUACAACUGCUGUGUGAAAAAAUAAUGGUUAACAUUUUUUUUCUGAGCAAUUUUAAGUGUGUUGUCAAAAUAAAAUCUCUUCUAAAAAUAAA